Molecule: messenger RNA, 474 nt
Organism: Staurois parvus
Lineage: Eukaryota; Metazoa; Chordata; Amphibia; Anura; Ranidae
Source: the annotation of a GenBank genome assembly
AUGGGCCCCUGUACCGCCUCCUCAUGCUGCUGCCAGGCCCGUAAUCUGCCAUGGGCCCCCGUACCGACUCCUCAUGCUGCUGCCAGGCCCGUAAUCUGUCAUGGGCCCCUGUACCGCCUCCUCAUGCUGCUGCCAGGUCCAGAGUGUGUCAUGGGUCCCUGUACGGCCUCCCAUUGCUGCUGUCUCCAUCGCCACACUCUGCCAUGUGCCACUUUCAGGUCUCCUCACACUGUUGGUGGGUUCCAUUUUGUCAUAGGGUGCUGUAUGGCCUCCCAUUGCUGCUGCCUCCACCGCCACACUGUGGCUCCACACUCUGGUUUUGGCCCCGUGACUGCCCAAAUGAGUGAAGUGUGCGGUGAUUCUAAGAUCGACGGCACUCAUCUGCAUGUCAUACUGACUGACAGUAUUAUUUCUCUUCCCCAGCAGACUCCAAGGGCAUUUAAAUUAAAGGUACAGUGUUCUGCACUAAUAUAA